This is a messenger RNA of Prorocentrum cordatum, 1935 nucleotides long. The record is from the annotation of a GenBank genome assembly. NCBI's taxonomy places the organism in Eukaryota, Dinophyceae, Prorocentrales, Prorocentraceae.
AUGCCCCCACCAGAUGGCAGCAUCCUGCCCGACUACGCGCUGCACCCGCGCGGGGUGGCGAGGUCGGAGCUGGCCGCCAGGCGACGCCGCGCCAUACCAGAGCUGGCUGGCGAGGAGCUGGAGCUGAUGCGGGAGGCGUGCCGGCUGGGCCGGGAGGUGCUGGACAUCGCGGGCAGGGCCGUGCGUCCAGGGGUGACGGGCGACGAGAUCGACCGUGUUGUUUGGGAGGCCUGCGCACAGAGGAAGCUCUACCCAAGCCCUCUGGGCUACAACGGCUUCCCGAAGUCGGUGUGUGUGUCGCCGAACGAGGUCAUUUGCCAUGGCAUCCCAGAUCAGCGGCCCCUCGCGGAGGGCGACAUCGUCAACUUGGACGUCAGCGUCUUCCACAAAGGGCUCCAUUCGGACCUGAAUGAGAUGUUCUUUGUUGGGAAGUGCGACGAGGAAUCGCACAGGCUGGUGCGUGCAAGCUACGACGCACUGCGUGCGGCAGCAGCCGCGAUAAAACCUGGUACUCUGUACCGCGAUCUCGGUAACAUCAUCUGCGAUGUAUGUGCCGAAGCCGGGUGCACGUCUGUUUCUGCUUUCUGCGGGCACGGCGUGGGGAGACUAUUCCACGGACCGCCCGAUGUGCCGCACUACCGCCGCAACAAGGCGGUGGGGGUGAUGAAGCCUGGGCACGUCUUCACGGUUGAGCCGAUGCUCAACAUCGGCAAGAGCGGCAAGGCCAGACUGUGGCCCGACGAUUGGACUCAGGUCACCACCAACGGGAAGAGGUCGGCACAGUUCGAGCACACGUUCCUCGUCACGGAGGCCGGGGUGGAGGUGCUGACGGCUCGCGUGGGUGCUGAACGCCACUGCAUGCCCGAGUACGAUGCCGCGGUCUUCCAGCGAUGGCCGACGCACCUCGCGGCCAUGCGCGCGGCGUGGGCGGAGCCCCUCCGCACCGCCGGGUCCGACUCGGAGGGCGGGGGCGCCGCCGGCCCCGCGCCGCGCGCCCGCGGCUGCGGGCGCGGGGGCGGCUCCGCGUGCGGGCUCGCGGGGGCCGCGCUGCUCGCGUACCUGGCGGCGUGCGCGGCGACCCACCGGCCGGAGCUGGGGCCCGAGAGUGCGGGGUGCUGCGUGGCGACCUACGAGCCCGCGGCGUGCGUGGCGGCGUGCCGGCCAGGCCCAAGCCCAGGUCGGCCAGCGCUGCGCUGGAGCCAGCUGUACAGCAUGGGCGAGCUCGGCAGCGACCUGUUUGGGAACGCGCCGGGGCUGCCGGCCGGAGACAUGACCGGCGCCACAGACACGCUCAACCAUAUGGGGAAGUCGCUCGACGAUUUCUCAGACGAUGUUGACAAGUUUGCAGACAAGGCGAACUUCACGCUCGGUGCCAUCGGUUCGAUGGCCGACACGAUGAGCUCGAACAAAACUAAGCUGCCUGCGUGUACCAGUAACGAGGAGGAGUUCUUGGGCAUGUGCUAUUCAUGCAGCCUGCUGACAAACGGCAUCUACUCGUACCGCAUCCUGCCGAAUGCUUGUUGCAAGGCCAACAACGAAAGCUCGGGCUGCGCAUCUUUCCAGCCAUCUGGCGUGACCUAUAAAGCUCCCCUCCCUGGCUAUGGGUACACGGUCGCCGAGGAUGGUAAGUUUCCCCACCCUACAGGCGCAUGCGACGAUAAUGAGGAGGGUCAUUUGGGCUGGUGCUUCAAGACGUGCAAUGAGCUCACUAACGGCGCGUACAAGUACAGAGUCAUGGCCAACACCUGUUGCAAACAGAAGCCUUGUUGGAACAUCUUCAACCUCAAGACCAAGCUCGGAAUAUGCUCUGGCUUCGCCGUGGGGGGCGGGAAGAACGGGCACGACUGUCCUCGCCCUCGCGAACAUGUAAAUAGUACAUCGGACGAUUUCAGCAGUGUGAUGAACGACUUUGGUGACCUCUGGAAGAAGCGGUGA